Messenger RNA from Coturnix japonica (Japanese quail), 337 nucleotides. Lineage: Eukaryota; Metazoa; Chordata; Aves; Galliformes; Phasianidae. The record is from RefSeq and is a predicted model, not a curated record.
UCGAGAUCGGGGUCACCACCCACAGCCCUACAACCCUACAGCUGCCGUCCACCAUGACCAACCUCAGAUCCGUGUCUUUAUGGGGUCCUUAUGGGGAUAAAUGGGCCGGGUCCAUCGAGAUCGGGGUCACCACCCACAGCCCUACAACCCUACAGCUGCCGUCCACCAUGACCAACCUCAGAUCCGGCACGUGGAUGAUGACGGGUAACGGGGUGAUGCACAACGGGACCACGGUGCUGGAUGAAUAUGGGCACAACCUGGACAGGCUCAAGGCCGGUGACACGGUGGGGGUGGUCCGACGUGAGGACGGGACCCUAUGAAACCCCAUAGGGUUCCA